Messenger RNA from Bacidia gigantensis, 1392 nucleotides. RefSeq lists its product as uncharacterized. The record is from RefSeq and is a predicted model, not a curated record. Lineage: Eukaryota; Fungi; Ascomycota; Lecanoromycetes; Lecanorales; Ramalinaceae. Bases 1 to 1392 code for a protein of 463 amino acids. Gene Ontology annotation, cellular component: peroxisome. The transcript has 2 exons. Gene Ontology annotation, biological process: ergosterol biosynthetic process; isopentenyl diphosphate biosynthetic process, mevalonate pathway. Gene Ontology annotation, molecular function: ATP binding; phosphomevalonate kinase activity.
AUGCCGAAGCCAGUGCUUUCAAACGUCGUCUGCUCAGCACCUGGUAAGGUCUUACUGGCUGGUGGAUACCUUGUGCUCGAUCGAGCCUACACAGGUUUGGUACUGGGCCUUGAUGCUCGGAUCCAUGUGCUUGCCCAACCCUCCGCGGCGUCGGAUUCGGGUCCCUCUGAAAUCGUGGUGAGGUCUCCGCAAUUCAAAGAUGCAAUAUGGCGAUACCACUUCGAAAAUCUAGAAAAGGACGGAGGAAUUCGGCUCUCACAAAUCAAAGCAUCCAGUACAUCGCCCCCAGAAAACCGCUUCGUCCAGACGGCGCUCACCUAUGCAUUGACAUGGGCUUGCUCUCGUGCGGGCGCUGAAAUUCAGCCAAUGGAAUUUACAAUUUUGGCAGAUUCAGAUUACUAUUCUAACGAAGCUAAGUCAUUUGAUUUUGAUGACCGUUUUCAAAAUUUUGAUGUACCUUUACAUGAGGCACACAAAACCGGUCUCGGCUCUUCGGCCGCUCUAGUCACUGCGAUCGUAAACGCCGCCGUCCUCUUUUACUCGAAAGAGACGACACAAGAGCAAGAUCAGUGGAUGUUUCGUUUGGCACAAGCCGCACAUUGCGCUGCGCAGGGUAAGAUAGGCUCUGGAUUUGAUGUGGCAGCGGCUUCUCAAGGAUCAUGCAUCUACAGACGUUUCUCGCCUGAGAUCCUUAGCAGUCUUGGAAGUGCGAAUCAAGCGGGAUUUCAAGAAAGACUUCGGGCAGUGAUCGAAGGCAAAAGAAGCUAUGGCAUUGAGCUCAACGCUGCGUGGGACUACGAGUGCGGGGAGGCGUUUUCCAGAUUUCCUGUCGGGCUUCGAGUCGUGAUGUGCGAUAUCGACUGUGGCUCUGAAACCGUUGGCAUGGUCUCAAAGGUCCUUCAAUGGAAGAAGGAAAAGCCGGAGGAGGCGAGUCUGCUGUGGGCAACACUGCAAGUAGCAAACGAAGACCUCGCUAAUCAGCUACGGAAAUGCAUCCACACGAUAACGUGCUUCGACGGCGUUUACGAUGAUGUUCGCUCUACCCUAUUGACUAUCCGAUCACUAGUGCGGGAAAUGUCCAUGAAAGCCGCUGUACCGAUCGAACCUCCCGUCCAGUCAGCUUUAAUUGAUGCUUGCUCUGAGCUUCCAGGAGUGAUCGGUGGGGUGGUACCAGGCGCUGGAGGCUACGAUGCAAUCGCGUUGCUCGUCAGGAACGAUACGGGAACUAUUCACAGACUCGGCAGCUUUCUUUCAAUGUACAAAUCCGAGGCGGAUAAUGGAGAUACUGUUAGUAUUGCGCGAGUUCGAGUACUCAAGUCGAAACAAGUCGACAAAGGAGGAUGGCAGGUUGAGAAUUGCGACAACUACCGGUCGUGGCUCCGUUGUGCUUAA